Molecule: messenger RNA, 1611 nt
Organism: Monodelphis domestica (gray short-tailed opossum)
Lineage: Eukaryota; Metazoa; Chordata; Mammalia; Didelphimorphia; Didelphidae
Gene: DNAJB4
Product: DnaJ heat shock protein family (Hsp40) member B4
Biological process (GO): negative regulation of transcription by RNA polymerase II
Cellular component (GO): cytosol
Molecular function (GO): protein-folding chaperone binding
Source: RefSeq, a predicted model, not a curated record
GAGAGAGGGAGAGGGACAGAGAGGGAGAGGGAGAGGGACAGAGAGAGAGAGAGAGAGAGAGACAGAGAGAGAGAGACAGAGAGAGAGACAGACAGGGAGAGAGAGACAGAGACAGAGAGACGGAGAGAGAGGAGGACAGAGGGAGGGAGCGAGCGAGAGCGCCCGCCCAAGCUCAGCGGAGAGAGAAGGGAGGCCAAUGGUUAAUGCUAAAGAAGAGGAAAACCCAGCUCCGUCCUCUGGCCGGGGGCAGCCUGGGAAGUGACGUCCUGUAGCAUUUGCUGUUCUAGAAGGGCAGUGUAGGGGCCUUCGGAGAUGGGGAAAGACUACUAUGCCAUUCUGGGCAUUGAGAAAGGCGCUUCGGAGGAGGAGAUCAAGAAGGCGUACCGGAAACAAGCCCUGCGCUUCCACCCGGACAAGAACAAGUCUCCGCAGGCCGAGGAAAAAUUCAAGGAGGUGGCCGAAGCCUAUGAAGUUCUGAGUGACCCCAAGAAGAAGGAGAUCUACGACCAGUUUGGGGAGGAGGGCUUGAAGGGAGGAGCCGGUGGGACGGAUGGACAAGGAGGUACCUUCCGGUACACCUUCCACGGGGACCCUCAUGCCACGUUUGCAGCCUUUUUCGGCGGCUCCAGCCCUUUCGAUGUCUUCUUCGGGAGGAGAAUGGGCACUAACAGAGACCCCGAGGACAUGGAGGUGGACGCGGACCCCUUCGGCGCCUUUGGCUUCAGCAUGAACGGCUACCCGCGGGAGAGGAGCACGGUGGGCCCGCCCCGGCCCCGGCAAGACCCCCCCGUCAUCCACGAGCUCAGAGUGUCUCUCGAAGAGAUCUACAACGGCUGCACCAAGCGCAUGAAGAUUUCCCGGAAGAGGCUGAACCCCGACGGCAGGAGCGUCCGCAUCGAGGACAAGAUCCUCACCAUCGAGAUCAAGAAGGGCUGGAAAGAGGGGACGAAGAUCACCUUCCCGAGGGAGGGAGACGAGAUGCCCAACAGCAUCCCGGCAGACAUCGUCUUCGUCAUCAAGGACAAGGAGCACACGCAGUUCAAGAGGGACGGCUCCAACCUGCUCUACCCCGUCCGGAUCAGCUUGCGGGAGGCCUUGUGCGGCUGCUCCAUCAACGUGCCCACGAUAGAAGGAAGGACCAUCCCGAUGACCAUCAACGAGGUCGUGAAACCUGGGAUGAGGAGGAGAAUCAUAGGCUACGGACUGCCGUUCCCCAAAAACCCCGACCAGCGGGGCGACCUGCUCAUAGAGUUCGAAGUGAACUUCCCCGACAGCCUGUCUGCCGCGUCCAAAGACGUCCUCAGGAAGCACCUCCCCGCCUCCUAGGAGGACGCAGGACUCGCUCUGCCCUCGGGCCUCGGCCAAGGCUGCCGCCGAUGGACGGACCAUGCGCACCGCGGGCUCGAGGCCUUGGGAGUCCGGGAUGUGCAUGACCAGAGGCUCGAAUAAAGGGCGCGCGGGACUGGCAGGGAGCUAUGGAGAGCAAAGGCCCUUGCUGUAUUUUUUCUUCUUACCCAGAAACUUCGUUCACCAUCUUGCAUCCGUGUAAAAUGUAGUGGUUCUGUGAUGCUAGUGUACAUAUUGCUAAUAAAGUCCCGGAAUAUGCAAGUA